Closterium sp. Naga37s-1 is the source of this 1619-nucleotide messenger RNA. Lineage: Eukaryota; Viridiplantae; Streptophyta; Zygnematophyceae; Desmidiales; Closteriaceae. The record is from the annotation of a GenBank genome assembly.
UCUCUUCCCAACCCCUCCCUCCUGUCCUCUUCACGAUCCCCCAUUUUCCCUCCUCCCCCCGUUACCCCAUCCAACCCCAACACCUCUCAGCUCCGCCCAGCAACACCGUCAUCCCCCUCCCGGCCAAUCACCUUCAAGGAGCCGCCGUCGCAGCCAAUCCGCUGCUAGUAGCAAAUCCGGGCGGCGGUUGGGCGGCGGGCGGAGGGGGAUCGGGCGGCGGAGCUGGUGGGGCGGCUGGGGAUGGUUUGGGGACCAAUCAGGGGACGGGGAUGGCAGGGGUGGGGUCUCCGGUGGAAGGUUACAGGAAGCUUCACGUGUGGCGGUUGGAGGAGUACGACUGGGUGCUGUAUCUAGACGUGGAUGUGCUUAUAACGAGGAAUUUGGAUCACCUGUUUCCUAGUAAUGCGGACAAUGGCAGCAGCACCUUCAGCAGCAACAGCAGCAACAGUGGUGGUGGCGGCAGCAGCAGCAGCAGCAGCAGCAGCAGUGGAAUGAGCAAUAAGGGAGCAGGCAGGGUGGAACCUUCAGGCAGCCCGUCACCAGAUACCACCUCCCCCCACAGGCAGCCCUGCCCCGAACCUCUGGCUGCCGCACCUGACGUGUACGAGGCUGACCGCUUCAACGCAGGCGUGCUGCUGGUUCGGCCGAGCCUCUCGGUGUUCCGGCAGAUUGUGAGGCGAGCCAAGGUGGUGGCUGCUGCCGUGGCUGCUCGCGCGGGUGCCAUGCCUAACGACCAGCACUGGUCGUUAGGCAUGGUGGGUCACAGGGUGUUCCGGCAGAUUGUGAGGCGGGCCAAGGUGGUGGCUGCUGCCGUGGCUGCUCGCGCUGGUGCCAUGCCUAACGACCAGCACGGGUCGUUAGGCAUGGCGGGCCACAGGGUGUUUCGGCAGAUUGUGAGGCGAGCCAAGGUGGUGGCUGCUGCCGUGGCUGCUCGCGCUGGUGCCAUGCCUAACGACCAGCUGUCGAUGAUGUUGUUUUACCACUGCUACCACACCCACCCGUCCUGCUCCUCCCCCUGUUCCCAUUUCCCCUCUUUCUGGCCCAUGUCCCCUCCUACCACUCAUGCUCCCCCCCCCCAUACACCCCCCUGCCGUCCCAUGUCCUUCCUGCCGCUCCCUGCUCCCCCUGCUGCCUCCUCUCCCCCAUCGCAGGAUUUUCUCAACUCGGUGUUUCGCCACUGGUUCAAGUCCCACCCCUCCUGCCGCCUCCCCUUUACCUCCAACGCCAUCCUCCACUUCCCCCUCCCCUGGUACCAACCUCCCUCCUUCCCCCGUCCCCCCUGCUCGCUCUCCCCACCCCCUGCUGCCCCUUCUCCCCAUCAACAGGAUUUUCUAAACUCGGUGUUUCGCCACUUGUACAAGUCCCACCCCUCCUGCCGCCUCCCUUUCACCACCAACGCCAUUCUCCACUUCCCCCUCCCCUGGUACCAACAUCCCUCCUGGUUGCACCAUCUAACUCACCCUCUCUCCCCCUUGCCCCCCCUUCCCCAUCUCCUCCCCCCACUGCCCCCUUGCUCCCUUUUCCCCUGUUCCCCCUGCCCCCCCUGCCCCCCUGCUCCCCCUGCCCUGUUCCCUCUGUUCCACUCCCCACCUCUCCUCCCCAUCAUCAGGAUUUUCUAA